Manis pentadactyla (Chinese pangolin) is the source of this 5774-nucleotide messenger RNA. It is a transcript of the gene SPRED1, whose product is annotated as sprouty related EVH1 domain containing 1. Gene Ontology annotation, molecular function: protein kinase binding. Bases 102 to 1433 code for a protein of 443 amino acids. Gene Ontology annotation, cellular component: membrane. Gene Ontology annotation, biological process: multicellular organism development; negative regulation of MAPK cascade. Lineage: Eukaryota; Metazoa; Chordata; Mammalia; Pholidota; Manidae. The transcript has 7 exons. The record is from RefSeq and is a predicted model, not a curated record.
GAGCCACUGCCCCCGCGCGCCCCCGGCCGCCGCCUGCCCCUCGGUGCUGCUCCUCCGACUGCUGUUGCUCCGCCGCCCAAUCGGAUCACGGUGAGGGAAAGAUGAGCGAGGAGACGGCGACUUCUGACAACGAUAAUAGUUAUGCACGAGUACGAGCUGUGGUGAUGACCCGGGAUGACUCAAGUGGUGGAUGGUUACCACUUGGUGGGAGUGGACUAAGCUGCGUCACUGUCUUCAAAGUCCCUCACCAGGAAGAGAAUGGCUGUGCUGACUUUUUUAUCCGUGGAGAGCGACUCAGGGACAAAAUGGUGGUUUUGGAAUGUAUGCUUAAAAAAGACCUUAUUUACAAUAAGGUCACUCCAACAUUUCACCACUGGAAGAUUGAUGACAAGAAAUUUGGCCUUACCUUUCAAAGUCCUGCUGAUGCUAGGGCCUUUGACAGGGGUAUUCGAAGAGCUAUAGAGGAUAUUUCUCAAGGAUGCCCAACAUUUAAAAAUGAAGCUGAAGGAGCAGAAGAUGACUUACAAGCAACUGAAGAGGAUACUUCCAGUUCUCUAGUGAAAGAUCAUCGUUUCCAGCAAGAGACAGUUGUUACCAGUGAGCCUUACAGAAGCCCAAGACCUUCUCCCUUUGAAGAUCUGAAUGCCAGAAGAGUCUACUUGCAAAGCCAAGCCAGUCAGGUAACAUUCAGUCAUCCAAGCCUAGACAUCCAGGGCAGAAGUAUAGAAUAUGUACAGCGGCAAAUAUCCAAGGAAUGUGGAAGCCUAAAGUCCCAAAAUAGGGUUCCUUCAAAAACAAUCAGACAUGUCAGCUUUCAAGAUGAGGAUGAGAUUGUUAGAAUAAACCCUAGAGAUAUCUUAAUACGUCGCUAUGCAGACUACAGACAUCCUGACAUGUGGAAAAAUGACUUGGAGAGAGACGAUGGUGACUCCAGUAUUCAGUUUUCUAAACCAGACAGUAAAAAAUCAGAUUAUCUGUACUCUUGUGGGGAUGAGACUAAGUUAAGUUCACUCAAAGACUCUGUGGUAUUUAAAACACAGCCUUCCUCAUUAAAAUUUAAGAAGUCAAAACGAAGAAAAGAAGAUGGUGAACGUUCUCGCUGCAUAUACUGCCAGGAAAGGUUUAAUCAUGAAGAAAAUGGCAGGGGAAAAUGUCAGGAUGCUCCAGACCCUAUUAAAAGAUGCAUAUAUCAAGUUAGUUGCAUGCUCUGUGCAGAGAGCAUGUUGUAUCAUUGUAUGUCAGACUCAGAGGGAGAUUUUUCCGAUCCCUGUUCAUGUGACACUAGCGAUGACAAGUUCUGCUUACGAUGGUUAGCCCUGGUAGCUUUGUCUUUCAUUGUGCCAUGUAUGUGCUGCUAUGUCCCUUUGAGAAUGUGCCAUCGUUGUGGUGAGGCAUGUGGGUGCUGUGGUGGGAAACAUAAAGCUGCUGGGUGAAAGAAUCCAGUGCCAGAACGAGCUUAAAAUCUUUGUUUCCAGGAAUUAGCUAACUUGGAUUUAUGGAGGCUUUUGGCAAGCAAUAUGAAAUCUUGCCUGGUGUCAUUGGGGCCACACGUGGAGGAAGCAGAACUCAGCAGUUCUUAGGCAUUUCAAGAUGCUAAUAACCAUGCCUGACUUUUUCCCUUGAGUGCAUGGCAUGUUUUGUUACAGGUUUUAAAGAGUAUUUGCAAAAGGAAACCACUUCUGGUUAUUGGCUAUAAAAAGUGAGCAUAAAAUAUGAUCCAACUAAAAGGGAUUAAUUUUUGGCAUUUUUGUAUAUUUAUGCAUUAAGUGAUGGGAUUUUUAAAGGUUUGAAUUCAUAAAGACGUGAACUAAAAGUGCACUAAGGGACAUUUUAUUUCAAUCUAAGAAAAGUUAACACGGGAAUUUUAAGAAGUAAAAGAAGUACAACUAAAUCCUUUAUUAGUUGUUUUCUGAAAGCAGUUUUAUGUAUAAAUAACAAAUGUUUAUAUUUAACUAAAUAUAAGGUACGAAUUAUUACAUAUUAAACUUUUUCUUCCCUUUCCUGGUUCUGAAGUAGAUAUACAUGUUAUCUACUGUCACAUUCCAUUAUAUUUUGAAUAUUUUACUCAUCUAGUUAACAAUGUUUUUUAUUCCAUGUGAAUGAUCUGAUAUUUUCAUCCUCAUUUGCCUUUGGCUACAAUUUACAUUGAAUUAUAUCUGUACAUUCUGGUAAUCGAAAAUCCUUAAAAAUAUCCUAAUAGCCUUGAGUGACCAACUUUUUUUUAAAGCACAGAUGUAAUUGUCUAAUAUUUGAUGGGAAUGUAACACUUAUUUUUAUAUAAAAAGACUGAGUAAACAUAGAAAAAAGUGAGUUUUUGGGUUGUUGGGUUUGGUUUUUUUGUGUGUGUGUGGUAUUCAACCAGCAAGUUGUUUUCUUUCAGAGUUUCCUCCUUCAAAAAAUUAUAUUGCAUUUACAAAUGUUUUACAAGGCAAAAAGUCUAACUGGAUAGUUGAUGUAAAAGUUUUUUUCUUAAAUCUCCCAUUUACCAUUCUGCUAAACCAGAAUAUGUUCAGCUGUGUUACUAACUUUUUAGCUUAAUUCUCAGUUCUUAUCACACAAACCAAUGAUAAUUUUUCUCAGUUGCAUUUUAUCCAAACGGGCCAAAAGCAAAUUAUUUUGUUAAAGUGUGUGGUAAAUGAUCCCGGGAAGGUAUUUAAUCCAACAUUGUGAAUGAAAUAUCUUGUACAUAUAAAUUUAUUUCAUUCGCUGAGCAUCAUAUUACUAGCUGUUUUAUUGACAAAGUAGUUGGAUAAAUAAAUAUUCCAACAAAUUGUUUAAAGUACUGUGGGAUGUUUUUUUUUUAAGUGUUACAUUAAAAUGCUAACAAAAUGGCAGUUCUUUAAGAACAUUAUCUUAGAGGGAUUAAGUUGAAAAGUGUGCCUUUUUUUAAUGGCUUGUAGAUUCAGAAAUGAUGAAAAUUAAAAUCACACUACCAUUUGAAGCUCAUUUUCUAUGGAGGUUUUAAAAUGUCAUUUAUGUAUCAUUCUUUUUAUGUAUCCCACUUAAGGUUGUGUUAACUUUUCUUCUUCUGCCCUAGAUCAAACUGAACAGUGUAUAUAUAACACUAUCUGUCUGUAAAAUACUUUUUUUUAAGAAAGCAUUUAUAUUUAUAUGACAGCUUGAACUGACAACAUUGUGUAUAUAGGUCAUCUUGAAGUAUUAUUUCACAUUGAAAAGAAGAAAAAUAUAUUGAUAACUAUAGAUGUUAUGAAGAAGAGGUUAUUUCUAGUUUUGUACUAAAAAAUCAAUUGGAUGAACUAAGUCCAAAACAUGACUGUAGCAGAAGUUUUAAGUCUUCUUUUUACUGUUUAUAUAUUUGAACACUGCUACACCAGAUGAUCUUCAUCCCUGAAGUUUUCAGCUAAACUUGGUUUCCUAGGAUAGACUGUUAACUUUCAAAAUUACUUUUUAUUGGUGAGAUAGAAAUACUGAUUUUCCUUGUGAUUUUCAUAUUUGUAAGUGCUGAGUUUAUAAUUCAGGUUUGAGCAAGGGGUGAAUAACUGAAGAAAAUAACUUGCUGGCUAUAUAGGAAAAUGCUGUGGAAAUGAACUGUGUAUAUAUUCUGGGAGGAACAAAUUUAAUCAUUUCUUCUGUUAAGCACUAAUCAGUAUAGUGCAACUCCUGGUUCUGUACUGUAUUUUAUAUGCAAUAUAUAUGCUUUAAUAUUUUAAUGUUUGUGCAUUAAUAUUUUCAAUUUGUUUAACCACUUUGCUGCUAAGAUUUUGCCAUCCCCAUUUUUUUCCUUUACAAUUUUAAAUAAGUUUCUUCAUUAAAAACUGGUGAUGAAAUGGUUUUUAUUUCACCCUGGAUCUUCAUAGUUGAUAACACCCAGUUUCCAAAUCAGUCUAGAGGACUAACUGGUAAUAUAAUGUCAUCUAAAUCCCUGUGUGAAAUUUUUCUCUUGAGUAAAUUAGAAUUCUUAUGUAAAAACAAAUGGAUAGUUUAAAUUUUUCAUUUUUAAAUAUGCAUAGAGGUAUAUUCAUGAACAUUUUCUCUUUCUGCACAGAGAUGUGGCAUUUGCCAGUCGACUUUUCCUCUAAAAUCUUUGUUUUUAAUCUGGUAGUAUAAGCAAAUGGGUAACUGAACUGCUUACAUAAUAGUAAAUAUUGUAAAUGAAAUCACCUAGAUGGCAUGACAAGAAAGACUUUGGUCUGAUGGCUUGUGCUCAGAAUUGGUAAUUCCUAAGUGAUUUUUCUCCUGCCUUAACGGGAAUCAUUUGAUUACUGAAUAUGACAUGUGGAACUUCAGCACCACCUACUGGAUAAUUUAUAGACCAGAGACUUGAGGUGGUAAUAGGGAUCUAACAGGGUUCAUCACUACUACCAGUAAAGGGCUAUUUAAAUGGUAGCCACCUCCAAGUAGGGAAACCAGGAGUAAGAAAUGUCUCAAAGGAACUGUAAAAUGAAUCUUUUUCCUAAUGUGUCUUACUGGUCACUGAAAGAUUUUAAGCACUUUUUUCUUACAUAUCCUGUUUUAAAAUAUUUAUUGAUAUUUAGAACUGGCAAUCAAACUUAACAGAUGUGCUGAAGCAUUUAUAGAACCAAUUAUUUUUCACUCACAAAAGCCAUUACCAAAUGGUAUUCUCAUUUUUCCUCCCAUCACCAGUCAGGGAGAAUUUUUAAGAAAAUAAACAUCACCUGUAUUUCAUCAUGACAACUUAAGAGAGUGUGUGUAUGUCUCUGGGAUAAUGUUGGGGCAGGGGUUAAAAUUUAAAGGGGAAGACUUGAAACUACCUAUUUUCAUUGGUUAUUCAACAGUGCCUAAAAUGAACUUUUGAAGUAAUGCACUUUUCAACUCAUGUGUUUAGUGCCAUCUGGUAUCUUGGGUAAGUCUUUUCUUUUUUCUUCCCCCCUCCCCCAAUUAAUGUCACAGAGAUGAUUUUUAAUAUAGUCUCCAAAGGACAGGAAGCAUGUGCUUUCCUCCAAAUGGGCAAUUUAAAGAGUCUUGAGCAUGUUUCUUCUGUUAAAGUUUUCUUUAGGUUUUGUGGGUAUACCUUGGAAUAAGUGUUUAACUUUUGCCCAAAAUAUAUUAAGUAACAUUUUUCUACAUAAAACGUUGAAAACUACUUACCUGGAAGACAGCUUUUUACCUAAAUAUUGUCAUUCUUCAUUUGGCCUCCACAAUCACAUUUCUAAGUAUAAGGGAAAGCACUAGAAACUUGCAUUGUUGCACUUAAGAAAACUUGUCUAUAAGUUAAUAAUAGCACCAUAAGAUGUUUUGCAGUGAGUCAAAAUCUAAGAAAAGAAAUCACAACCUGAGGUGAUUUAUAUAAACCAAAAAAAGGGCUUUAAGGUAUUAAGGUACUGUUUGCCUAGCAGCCAGGUGGUUAUAAAAUUUUCGUAAGCUUUGAUAAACUGAUGUUAGCCAUUGUUCCUGAAGGCUCCUUGAAUUGCAUAAGUUGCUAAUUUUGAAAUUUUUCAAAAAUCUAGUUGAAAAGCCUUUGUAUUAAAGAUACAUAGAUUUUUGUGAACAUUGCCAGUAUGUAGUGUCAUUUGCUUUCUAUUCUUGACCUCAAAAGUGCCUCACUUGUAUAUUACUUCCAUUAAGAGCUUGACUGCAUUCUUUCUAAUAAGCAAUGAAAAGUUGUUUAGCUCAUGUCAUAAUGUAUCUCCUUAGAUAGUUAACUAGCCUGAUAGUUUUGGAUAUAUAAUGUAAAUAUGCAUAUAUAAGUUUGUAACUGUUUUUGUUACAUCAUACCCAUGUAAUUGGACAUAUCAGACGAUAUCAUAAGAGUUUGUUUUAAAACCUAAUUAAAUCUAUCAUGAAAUACAAAA